AUGUAUUACUUGGCUCUGGUGUGGACCCCAGUUCAUGCCCAUGAACUGGUGAAGAUAUUUAGUUCUCUUUCAGUACCUGAAUCCCGGGACAAUUUUGGUAUUCUCUAUGGGAGAAAGCAGCAAAAAAAAGUGAAGAAGUCGGACUGUGGGGAGUGGCAGUGGAGUGUGUGUGUGCCCACCAGUGGAGACUGUGGACUGGGCACCCGGGAGGGCUCUCGUACCGGAGCCGAGUGCAAGCAAACCAUGAAGACCCAGAGAUGCAAGAUCCCCUGCAACUGGAAGAAGCAAUUCGGAGCGGAGUGCAAAUACCAGUUCCAGGCCUGGGGAGAGUGUGACUUGAAUACAGCCCUGAAGACCAGAACUGGGAGUCUGAAGCGCGCCCUCCACAAUGCCGACUGCCAGAAGACGGUCACCAUCUCCAAGCCCUGUGGCAAACUGACCAAGUCCAAGCCUCAAGCAGAAUCUAAGAAGAAGAAAAAGGAAGGCAAGAAGCAGGAGAAGAUGCUGGAUUAAAGCUGCCACCUUCUGAGGAACAUGAACAAGACAUCAGCAAACAGGAUCAGUUAAUUAUUGCAUUUAUACCUACUGUAGGCUUUUUAUUCAAAAUUAUGUAUAGCUUAAGUACGCAAUAGGCAAAAACAAAGAGGAAAGAAAAUUUUUGUAGUAGCCUUUUUUAAAAUGUAUACCAUAGUACCACUAGGGGCUUAUAAUAAAGGACUAUAAUCCUAUUUAGAAAGUUGAAGUUCACUUGUAGUACAUGAUAAGUGGUAGACAAUUGAGGUAAGUUUUUUUGAAGUUAUACAAUAUUUCACAUUUAAAUUUUUUUACAUUUUUUUUCUUUUGACAGCAAUUUAAAUGUCGUGAUCAUGUAAACUACUUCUCUGGUUAUUAUUUUUGUCACCUAGGUUUUUUUCCCAAUUGAGAAAAAUAUAUACUAAACAAAGCAGCAAUAAAAUAUAAUGACUCUAUUUGAGGAAAAUACCUUGUUUUCUGCACACAGAUUUUUUUUUUAUUAAAAUAAGUCAUCCAAGAAAGUGCAGAAAAGAGGCAGAACAAUGUUGUAGUGCAGAACUGACUUUUUCUUUUCUCAAGAAAAUCAUUAAAACAAUGAAAUUCACUUUGGCAGACACAUCUGUUUUCUUGAUGAAAUUAUUUUUCCAUCUGAGGAAAAAAUACUAGGAAAAAUAAAUCGUGGUGAUGCUGAAUAAAGGUGCUUCUGUGUGCAA
Molecule: messenger RNA, 1226 nt
Organism: Octodon degus (degu)
Lineage: Eukaryota; Metazoa; Chordata; Mammalia; Rodentia; Octodontidae
Gene: Ptn
Product: pleiotrophin
Exons: 5
Coding region: 1-513 (170 amino acids)
Molecular function (GO): growth factor activity
Source: RefSeq, a predicted model, not a curated record